CCUCCUCCUCACUGUUUACUCUUCCCUUUCACCUCCCCCGUCCCCUCCCCUUCCCUCUCCCUCUCCUCCGCCUCCUCUUUUCCUCCGCCCCCUCUGCCACUCCCUCCUCCUCCUCCUCCUCCUCCUCUUCCCGGCAGACGCCACUAGCACCCCUUCCUUUUUUAUUCGAUCCCCACGCCACCAUCACCCGUUUUCACCGUCUCCGUUCUGAGCACUACUGAAGGAAUGGCCCGAUUUAAGAACAAGAACAAGAAGGCACUUGCGAGACCGGUGAAGAAUCAGCCGAGCGUGGAUCAUAUUACCGGCCAAAAGAUCCCGAAAAGUUUCGUUUUCUCGAGGGGGAAACUACCGGGUCCUCUUAGGGAUUUGGAAUUGGAUCUCCGGAAGCUUAUGCUCCCGCAUACCGCUUUAAAACUAAAGGAGAAGAAAAGGAAUAAACUCAAAGACUUCUUGAAUGUUGCUGGGCCUAUGGGUGUCACUCAUUUUCUCAUGAUAUCAAAUCCGAAGAGCGUUCCCCAUUUGCGUGUUGCAAGGACACCACAAGGUCCAACAAUUACCUUUGAAAUACAGGAGUAUGCAUUAGCUGCUGAUAUUGCUCGAUCCCAGGCUCGUCCAAGUUGUCCUAAAGAACUAUUUAGUAAUUCACCCUUGAUUGUUCUUUCUGGUUUUGGGAGUGGAGGUCAGCACCUGAAGCUUACAACAAUCAUGUUUCAGAACAUUUUUCCAGCCAUUGAUAUAAAUACUGUUAAACUUUCUUCAUGCCGAAGGAUUGUUUUGUUAAAUUACAACAAUGAAACCAAGCUGAUUGAUUUUCGGCAUUACUCCAUUCGCUUACAACCCAUUGGUGUCUCUCAGAGGAUUAGAAAAUUUGUUCAGAAGCAUGAGGUGCCAGAUUUGAGGAAUCUGCAGGAUGUUAGUGACUUUGUGACCAAGGCUGGCUAUGGCUCAGAAAGUGAAGCUGAUGAGGAAUCAGCAACUGUAAGUUUGGUGAGUGAUCUUGGUAGAGUAAACCGUGCAUCUACCAAAAGUGCUGUUAGACUUCAGGAAAUUGGACCCAGGAUGACACUUCGUUUGGUCAAAAUUGAGGAAGGAUUAUGCUCUGGAGCUGUUAUAUUCAGUGAGUUUGGAAAAGAAGCUGAUGAUGCACAUGAAGAAGAAGAUCAUGAAGACUAGUUUCUUAACUUGCCACACACCUACGUGAUCUUGGAUCAGAAGCCAAAACAUGUUGGAAACAUUCAGCAUCUAAUUUAUCCUUUUUCUUGAAUGUGAUAUUUGUUUCUAAAAUUUUGUAUGUUUCUGUAUUGUCAAAGAUGGCAAUUUGGACGUGGUGGUGGUCUUUUUUUUUGGUUAAUUACAUGAGGUGAAGUUGGUGGAUGACAUGAUGUUAAUAUUAUGUGACAAUGAGCUGCAACUGCAGUAUCGAUGCUUUAGGGAUAAAUUUACUUGUGAAAUAUGCUAAACUUAAAUUUAGAAGAACGGAUACCAAAAUCAUUGAUA
This is a messenger RNA of Musa acuminata AAA Group (dessert banana), 1497 nucleotides long. Its product is annotated as peter Pan-like protein. Gene Ontology annotation, biological process: rRNA processing; ribosomal large subunit assembly. Bases 226 to 1173 code for a protein of 315 amino acids. The record is from RefSeq and is a predicted model, not a curated record. Gene Ontology annotation, cellular component: preribosome, large subunit precursor. Lineage: Eukaryota; Viridiplantae; Streptophyta; Magnoliopsida; Zingiberales; Musaceae. Gene Ontology annotation, molecular function: rRNA binding. The transcript is spliced from 7 exons.